Molecule: messenger RNA, 4326 nt
Organism: Eublepharis macularius
Lineage: Eukaryota; Metazoa; Chordata; Lepidosauria; Squamata; Eublepharidae
Gene: NMT1
Product: N-myristoyltransferase 1
Exons: 12
Coding region: 9-1493 (494 amino acids)
Biological process (GO): N-terminal peptidyl-glycine N-myristoylation
Cellular component (GO): cytoplasm
Molecular function (GO): glycylpeptide N-tetradecanoyltransferase activity
Source: RefSeq, a predicted model, not a curated record
UUGCAAAGAUGGCGGAUGACAGUGAGACAGCAGUGAGGCGGCCGUUGGUUGAGGAGAAUGACCAUGAGCACUGUAGCGACUGUGAGAACGAGGAGGAGCACAACUACAACCGGGGAUGCUUAACCCCUACAGAUGACAGUGGGGGCAAGAAGAAGAAGAAACAGAAACGGAAGAAGGAAAAAGGGGAUAAAAUUGAUUCGAACCAAGAUCAGUCAGUAAAGGUCAAUUCGUUGCCCUUGCAGGUGAAUUCAUUGCCUGCAGAAAGGAUCCAAGAGAUCCAAAAGGCCAUAGAACUUUUCUCUGUAGCACAUGCUCCUGCCAAGACAAUGGAGGAAGCCACCAAGCGCAGCUACCAAUUCUGGGACACACAGCCAGUCCCCAAAUUAGGAGAAGUAGUGAAUACUCACGGGCCUGUCGAACCAGACAAGGACCAUAUCCGCCAGGAGCCAUACACCUUGCCUCAGGGCUUUAUGUGGGAUGCUCUGGACUUGGGGGAUCGAGGUGUGCUCAAAGAGCUGUACACCCUACUGAAUGAAAACUAUGUGGAAGAUGAUGACAACAUGUUCCGGUUUGAUUAUUCACCAGAGUUCCUCCUGUGGGCUUUGCGUCCCCCAGGCUGGCUGCCCCAGUGGCACUGCGGUGUUAGAGUAAUCUCAAGCAAGAAGUUGGUUGGCUUCAUCAGUGCUAUUCCAGCUACUAUUCACAUAUAUGAAUCGGAAAAGAAAAUGGUGGAGAUAAACUUCCUAUGUGUGCACAAGAAGCUGCGUUCCAAGCGGGUGGCACCAGUUCUGAUCCGGGAGAUCACCCGACGGGUACACUUGGAGGGGAUUUUCCAGGCUGUGUACACUGCUGGUGUAGUGCUUCCAAAACCUGUUGGAACCUGUCGGUACUGGCAUCGGUCUUUGAAUCCGCGUAAGCUGAUUGAAGUGAAGUUUUCCCACCUAAGCAGGAAUAUGACAAUGCAGCGUACCAUGAAGCUUUAUCGGCUGCCGGAGACUCCCAAGACCCCAGGGCUGCGGCCGAUGGAGCACAAAGACAUCCCUGCUAUACACAGACUCCUCGCAGAGUAUCUGAAGCAGUUCCACUUGACCCCUGCAAUGAAUCAAGAAGAGGUGGAGCACUGGUUUCUGCCCCAGCCCAACAUUAUUGACACAUUUGUGGUUGAGAAUACCAAUGGGGAGGUGACUGACUUUCUGAGUUUUUACACUCUGCCCUCCACCAUCAUGAACCAUCCCACCCACAAGAGCCUGAAGGCAGCCUACUCUUUUUACAACGUCCACACCCAGACUCCACUCUUAGACCUCAUGAAUGAUGCCCUCAUAUUGGCCAAGUUGAAGGGCUUUGAUGUUUUCAAUGCACUGGAUCUCAUGGAGAACAAGACUUUCUUGGAGAAGCUGAAAUUUGGGAUUGGAGAUGGAAACUUACAGUAUUAUCUUUACAAUUGGAAAUGCCCCAGCAUGGGACCAGAGAAGGUUGGCUUGGUGCUGCAGUAAUCAAUAGUAUCUGGAGAAAUGUGGACAGAGCCACUGAGGAGUUGGGCCAGAGUGGAAGGAUUAGCCCUCUGGUUCCUGUUUCCACAGAGGUGAGAACCUUCUAUGGAGGAGACGGCGCACACUAGCCUGACCAUAUGAACCAUCCGCUGACACUUCUGGCAAUUGUGUCGUGUGCUUCGGAGCGCACCAACAUGUCGGCAUCAGCAGUUGGCCUCUCUUCCCCUUCCCUUCCCCAACCCCCAAUUAAUCACAUCUUCGUACAAAUACGAUCAAGGCAAUGUAACUGCUAAAAACUGGCUCACAAUUGGCAUAUAUUGGAGUUAACGGGUGAAUAAUAAUAAAAUAUAUAUAUAUAUAUAUAUUCUAUAUUAUAACAAUGUUUGCUGUUCACCUGAACCAGUAAUGGAGACUGAUUUUCUUUUUGUCUUUGCAAAUACUGCAAAGGAAAAAAUAUCCCAUAGAGAGGUGUUAGGAUAGUUGAUGGUAAGAUUUUUGUCAAGCCUGUUCCCUCACCCAGCUGUGUCUAAUGCUUUCCUGGGCCCUAGAAGACAUUCAAGCUGCCCUGUAGCUCUGGCAUGUGGUUGGCCUGGACUGUGAGUUGUUCCAUUUUCUGGCUUGUGUAUGGAGCAAUGGCCUUCUUUUCCAAGCAAAGUCCUGUUUGCUUUCUUUCUAAGGGCUAUUUUAGAGGCUGCUGGGGGAUUUCUUCCCUAGUAACUCUAAGACCAUAAAUCCUUUUUUUUUUUUGCACUGUGCAAUGGUGUGCUGUACCGAUCCAUUUUUACCACUUGUGGACUUGGCACUAGUCAACCUAUUGUGGAUUGCCAGCCACCAAACAGCCAUUCACAUCUGUUGUACUUUCCUCUGUGGGAGCAGUCCUUCACUGGAGUUAUCUGGGCGGUGCACAGAACCUUGAACCACAGCUCCAUCUCCCCUUCCUGUCAGGUGUUCCAGCAACAGAAUAUAAUGCACCAAUAAUUCUUCCAUACAUUCCCGAGCUGCACCCAACAGUGAUUUCUGUAGACUCUCUGAAUUGUCUAACUUUGAGACUAACAUUUUGUAUUCCUUUCUCUUGGUUAAAGGCUGCUGAGGAGAAAGUUGUGGCAAGAAACUUUGUUAGCAGUUGUGCCAUGGUCUGAACAAACUUAGUAGUGGAUGAAUUCUGUGCAAAAUUAAACCUGGUAUUGUCAGAGUGGGCGUUAGCAAAUUUGGCUUACAUUUUUUGAAGCUGGAAAUGUUAUGUGUUGGAGGUGUUCGGUUUGUUCAUAGUCACACCUUUUUUUGUUUAUUUUUUCCCAGCUGCCAAAUACUAAGAUGCUUGGCGAGCAUUAGACAGCAGGUUUGACUGAUUUGAAUGAGCAUCCUAAUGGGUUCCUGCUUUUCCAGCAUAAACACAUUUGCUGCCAAUCCUUCUAGCAGGUUGGAAGACCUUUGUUAGGAACUCCCUGUACUAGAAAACAUCCUUCAAGGCUUUCUGUCUUCUUGAACAGAGAUGACUUCUUUGUGCACAUCCUGUUUGGCCUGACUUGGCCAAGGUUUAAGCCUGUGCCUAAAAUGAGGAGCCAGGAUUGCUGUCCUGUGCCUUUUUUAAAGUGACACCAUUUAAUCGUGGAAGGUCAGACCUCUGAAAACAGCAGGUAUUGUUCAUUGUGGUGGAUUUCUUGCAGGUGAGCACAUAAGAAGGUGUGGCAAUGUUUUGAUCAGUAGCUUAUGUGUACUUGGUGCUGAGUUGCCAAGCCUGUGCUUGGGUUGUACCGCUUCAGACUGCUGGUAUGAUGGAAUGCUCCUCCAUACGAAACACUCUCGGUGGAUGGAAAACCCAGUGUCGUGAAAAAGAGUUCUAGCACAGACUUUUCUCUGCCAUGCUUGUCUUCUAUGCAGAGGGGAUUUUUUGUCUGAUGGAGGAACCUCCGCCUGUAGCCUAUGUCUGAAUUGUAUACAAUUGACAUAAAUGACAUAAAUAAAAAAUUAGUGAGAUCUCAGCCUUAGUCUAGGGCUAGAUCUGUCAACUAUUAGAGAAAGUAGAUUAGCCUAGUGAUAAAGGGGGCAUCAUCCUUGAACUAGCUUACAUCCAGUACUUAAUCCAGCAUUGGAUUUUACAUAACAGGAUUUCCAAUCCUAGUACAAGCAGGCUGUAACUGUUUCCAUUAUAUUUACCAGUGGCUCAACCAAUUUGCAUUUUGGAGACUGCCCCUGUUUGCUUUAAGGCUCAAAAUUCUGAAGGAUAUGCAGGAUUUGUUCCCUCUUAGGCCAGAAAGCAGCAGUAUAACUCUUGUGCUUUGAAAUUGCCUCCCAGGACCCUGCUCAGGACACUCCUUGUCUAGGUGGAGGAAAUUAUGAUAGGCCUUCAACAGAACAUUGCUGUAAUGUCUGUUGGCUUUCUCCAAGGUGCUAUAACCCUUAAGAAUCCUAUUCUUAUAAUAAUGGAAGGACUAUCUACCUUGCCAGCAGAGUGGAUUUGGACAAGUUACCCCUUGAAACUUCCAAAACUUCCCCUUUCCUUGACAUAGCUUUCCACAAACUGAAUUUAAGGCUCCAAUUUCAUCCCAACAUUCCCACCUAUUCAGAGUCAAAAAGGUGUUGUAAUUUUCUGUAUGAUGCCUGGCUGUUGCACACAUGCUCUCUGUUCCAGCUUUCCCACAUCUCAUAUGGACUGUGGAUUGUUUUCAAGCAUUUCAUCUGGGAUUUCUUUACUUUCUAGCAGGGUUUCUCAAGUAUGCUGCCGGGACAGUUUUUGAAGUCCCACAGUUUUAGCCUCAACUUUGCUUGUGCAUAUAUGUUGACAUAUUGCAAUCUCUGUACAGCCAAAAGUGAUAAAUAUGUAUUGUACCUUUCA